Molecule: messenger RNA, 471 nt
Organism: Plenodomus lingam JN3
Lineage: Eukaryota; Fungi; Ascomycota; Dothideomycetes; Pleosporales; Leptosphaeriaceae
Source: RefSeq, a predicted model, not a curated record
AUGGAUACCGGUAGAGCAACCUUCAGGUUUCGCGUGCCGGCUAACGUCACACACUGCUCUUCCCUUGCCCCCUUCUCCCCACAAUCAGACAAACACUUGAACUCUGGCCGCAUACAAGUUUGUCCACCCACCCUUGCACAAAUCAGCACCCGGGAAAGAACCAAGGCGAGCGAGAAGACUUCUUUCGAUCCUCACGAGCCUCCCCACCCGCCUGCCCGUACCACCACGAAAGCACUAGCUACUGUAUGUACAGUGUUGAUCAUGAUCAACGCCCCACACGGUGCAACUUUGCCCGGGCAGAAGCAUGGCGUGGCGUGUCGCGUCCGACUUGCUCGGUGGUUUACUGGCUUUCGUGGACAUGGUGCCAUGCCGUUGUUGCCGGUGACGGAGCAGGCUUACUGUGUACCUACUGCACUGUCGAGCGGGCGCGGGAGAGACAUUGGGCGGCGGGAUAAAGCAGGCGACACAUGA